Molecule: messenger RNA, 789 nt
Organism: Stegastes partitus (bicolor damselfish)
Lineage: Eukaryota; Metazoa; Chordata; Actinopteri; Pomacentridae
Gene: cidea
Product: cell death inducing DFFA like effector a
Exons: 5
Coding region: 46-681 (211 amino acids)
Biological process (GO): apoptotic process; regulation of apoptotic process
Source: RefSeq, a predicted model, not a curated record
CGGGGCCUCGUCCCGCAGCAGGUCCAGUCCGAGCCGGAGCGCACCAUGGCGCCGCUGUCCAUCCAGUCCGGGGUGAAGUACGCCAGAACGCUGCUGCCGGAGACGCUGCUGAGGUCCGUGUCGUCGGUCCACACCACCAUCUCCCGCCACAUCCUGCCGUCGGCCCAGUCUCGCUGCUUCAAGGUGUGCAGCUCCAGCCGGAGGCGGCGCCGAGGCCUGGAGGCGGCGUCCCUGGACGAGCUGCUGGAGCAGGCGGCGAGAGUGUUCAUGCUGUCCUGCCACUUCCUGACUGUGGUCCUGGAGGAGGACGGGACGCCGGUGGACUCGGAGGAGUUCUUCCAGUCGCUGCCCAGCAACACGCCGCUGAUGGUGCUGGAGAAGGGCGAGAUGUGGACGCAGAACAAGGUCUUUCCCAGCUUCCGUCAGCCCAGGAGGACCGGACUCGCCAAGCUGAGCUUCGAGCUCUACAAGCUGCACCCCAAGGACUUCCUGUGCUGCCUCGCCGUCAGGGCCACGCUGUACGACGUGUACGCGCUGAGCUACGACUUCCGGUGCAGCCGCAUCAAACACGUCCUCAAGUCGGUGCUGCGCUGCAUCACCUUUGUGACCAGACUUUGCGGACAGCUGCUGCUCUGCACGUCUUCGUCGUUACUGCAGUUCACCGGCGACGGCGACGGGUAGUUUGUGUGUCUGUGUUCAGAGUUAAACGCCAGAGGAACGUUUUACUGUUUCGAUUUUGAGGAUUUUGUACUUUAACAGAUGAAAUGAAUAAAUUUGAUUAAAACGUCA